Messenger RNA from Strongylus vulgaris, 195 nucleotides. NCBI's taxonomy places the organism in Eukaryota, Metazoa, Nematoda, Chromadorea, Rhabditida, Strongylidae. The record is from the annotation of a GenBank genome assembly.
AUGGAAAUCUUCAAUGAGUUUCCUAUUGGCAAAGCCACUUACAAGCGGUUCUGCAUCUCUAAAGUCGACCAUUCCAUUAGAUCCGGAGAUGUACAUGUAUUUAUACAUAAAAUGGAAGGUACUGAUUUGAAAGAGGUACGGUAUCAAAUUAUUUCCACUCUUUACAAUCAAUACAUCGAUUGGUGCUUGAUUUGA